AGAAUGUGUGAUGAUUCCCGUUAUAUUCUAGAUGAGCUAUUUGGCAAAGAGAGAAAUGUUGUAGCUAGUAAAAGGAAGAAUGAUGCUCACUAUUGGAAUGAAGAUGUGUGCAAAAAUAUCUUGGUUUCUAAGUGCUUUAACGACUUAUGGAAGCAUACUAAAUAUGAUCAUGAGGGAGAGUGUAGUAAAAGACAUGAUUAAUUCUUUAUUAAUGAAUUCAAUUGUGAUAAGAGUAUCAAAAAACAAUAGAGAGAGAAGAAAUACAUUGAAGAGGCAAUAGGUUUAGUAUGAACCUAAUAAAUAUGUUAGCUUACAUCCAAGAUAAAUUGAAGGAAGUUGACAAGAUCUUAACUAAACAUGAAGAAUAAGUUGAAUAAUCUAGUAAACUAUAAGUAGCUGAUCGACCCAAAGAGAUCCAGGAUAGACUUGACAAUAUGGAAAGAUAGAUAAAUCUAUUGACAGAUUAGAGUGAGAAGAUGGGAGAAUAGGGUAAGAUUGAAGAAUCUGAAAGAUUAAUAAUGGAAGCAGAUAAUCUUAAAAAAGCAAGAGAAGAUGUAUUAUUAGCAUAUGAAGGUACUAAUAAUCCAUUCAAAACUUAUAAAAUAUGUGAAGUUUGUGGAGCUAGAUAAUCCCUCUAUGAAACAGAGAAUAAAGUCAAGUAUUUUACAUAUUAAAUAAUAGGACUCAUUUAGAUGGAAGAAUUCAUUAAGGAUUUUCUACUAUAAGGGUUGAAUUAUAAAAAUUAUAAUAAAGAAGAUUGCAAUUAGAAAAGAUUUUAGAGGAAGAAGCUAGAAAAUAAGAAUUUAAGGAGGAUAUUGCUAAAGAUGUUUAAUUUGAUAAGGAAAAAUUAAUAAAAGAAAAAAAGGAGAAAGAAAAAGAGAAAGAAAAAGAGAAAGAGAAAGAGAAAGAAAAAGAAAAAGAAAAGGAGAAAGAGAAAGAGAAAGAGAAAGAAAGAUCUAGAAGUAGAGAUAAUUCAAAAGAUAAGAGUAAAAAAAAAAGUAGUAAAAAGAAAAAAGAUAAAGAAAAAGAUAGAAGUAAAUCUAGAAAGCAUAAUAAGUAAAAAUAUGUAUUAAUAAAAUUUAGGAAACACCAUAAACAUUGA
Messenger RNA from Paramecium primaurelia, 1102 nucleotides. The record is from the annotation of a GenBank genome assembly. Lineage: Eukaryota; Ciliophora; Oligohymenophorea; Peniculida; Parameciidae.